This is a messenger RNA of Tyto alba (common barn owl), 4620 nucleotides long. RefSeq names its product aryl hydrocarbon receptor-like. The transcript has 11 exons. Bases 41 to 2935 code for a protein of 964 amino acids. Gene Ontology annotation, biological process: regulation of transcription by RNA polymerase II. Lineage: Eukaryota; Metazoa; Chordata; Aves; Strigiformes; Tytonidae. Gene Ontology annotation, molecular function: nuclear receptor activity; protein dimerization activity; transcription cis-regulatory region binding. Gene Ontology annotation, cellular component: aryl hydrocarbon receptor complex; nucleus. The record is from RefSeq and is a predicted model, not a curated record.
GGGAGGCUGCGGGCUGGGCGGCGGCGGCCGCUGCCCCGCGAUGCGCUGCGCUCCCGGCCCGGCCAUGUACGCGGGUCGCAAGCGGAGGAAGCCGGUGCCCCGGGCGGUGCGGCCGGGGCCGGCCGAAAGCGGCACCUCCAACCCCUCCAAGCGGCACCGGGAGCGGCUGAACCGGGAGCUGGAGCGGCUGGCGGGGCUGCUGCCCUUCCCCCAGGACGUGGUGGCCAGCCUGGACAAGCUGUCGGUCCUGCGCCUCAGCGCCGGCUACCUCCGCGCCAAGAGCUUCUUCAGCGUUGCUCUAAAGAAUCACGGUGCCAAAGAAGUGGAGAGGGAUGGAGACUGUGGCAACGGACCAGCUCCAGGCUUGGCAGCGGUACCGGAGGGCGAGCUGCUCCUACAGGCACUCAACGGCUUCGUGCUGGUGGUGACGUCGGAAGGACUGAUAUUUUACUCCUCACAUACGAUUCAGGACUAUCUGGGAUUUCAUCAGACAGAUGUCAUGCACCAGAGCGUCUUCGAGCUGAUCCACACUGAAGACCAGCAGGAAUUCAGGCGCAACCUCCAUUGGGCCCUCAACCCACCCCACGCUCCUGAGGCGGGGAAGAGUCUCGGCUCUUCUGCUGUUGCCUACAAGCCGGAUCAGCUGCCUCCAGAAAACUCCUCCUUUCUGGAAAGGAGCUUUGUGUGCCGCUUUCGCUGCCUCCUGGAUAAUUCCUCCGGCUUCUUGGCUUUAAACCUUCAAGGCAGGCUGAAAUUCCUGCAUGGGCAGAACAAAAGGUCUGAAGACGGGUCUGCGCUGCCACCCCAGCUCGCUCUCUUCGCUAUCUCCACCCCUUUGCAGCCACCGUCCAUCCUGCAGAUCCGAACCAAGAACAUGAUCUUCAGGACGAAGCACAAGCUGGACUUCACCCCCUUGGCAUGCGAUGCCAAGGGGAAGAUCGUUUUGGGCUACACCGAGGCGGAGCUGCGGAUGUGCGGCACUGGCUACCAGUUCAUCCACGCUGCCGACAUGCUGUACUGUGCCGAGAACCAUGUCAGGAUGAUGAAGACGGGGGAGAGCGGCCUGACGGUCUUCCGCCUGCUGACAAAGGAGAAUCGUUGGAAGUGGGUGCAGGCCAACGCGCGGCUCGUCUACAAGAACAGCAAGCCCGAGUACAUCAUUGUCACGCAGAGACCCCUCGUAGACGAAGAAGGAGGAGAGCACCUUCGGAAGCGGUCCAUGCAUCUUCCCUUUACCUUUGCUACAGGAGAGGCGCUCUUAUAUCAAAGCGCUUACCCUCUCCCGGGCUUCCCUGACCCUUCCCAGAGCAAAGGGAAAGCCAGCAAGCCCAAGAAGAUCUCCCACAGCCACAGAGGGUGCUCCCAGAAGAACGGCGUUGACCCCAGUUCUCUGCUGGGCGCCGUGAUGCGACAGGACAAGGCGGUGUACACCUCCUAUCCAGCUCCCGUGCCUAACCACUCCUUCAGCAGCAGUUUUGUGGACCACCUCGAGGACGUGUCGUUGCUGGAUGCAGGAAGAGGUGCCUGGAAUACGAGUGCUGCUCCAGCUUCUUCAAGGGGGGACAGCCUCAAAGAGGAGCAGGUGGAUUUGCAGCAGGAGGACCCUCUCUUGGCCACCCUGGACUCGCUCUCAAUUAAGAGUGACGAGAGUUGUUCCAACAAUGAGCUCUUCAGUGCGCUGGAGGGCCUGGGGUUGAACGCCGAGGACCUGGAGCUCCUGCUGCUGGAUGAGAAAAUGGUGAUGGUCAAUAUGGACCCUGACUGCACGCCAUCCCUGAACGACUGUCUCGCCAGCAAUGAGAUUCUCUCCUACAUCCACACCACUCUGGUGAGCAAGCACGAGGGAGGACAACAGGUCUGUCCCCUGCCAGGUCCGUCCCCGAGCCCACGGGGAGGCACUGCUAGGUACCAGGCCCACGUGGAGAAGGAGGACUCGCAGUACCUGCCCCAGCAGCCCAGCGUUGCCCCAGGCCAGCCCCCUGCUCCGCUGUGGGAACAAUCCCUCCACGCUGUGCCGGGGCAGUCACCCCCGCUGCUGCUGGAGCCGGCCGAGGAGGAAGAACCAGGAGGUGGGUCACAGUGGAGGCCAGCUGGGGAGGAAGGUCUGCUCCGCUUCCUCCAGCCACCACGAGAAACCCUGUGGGACAAGGCGCCCGGCUCACCCCCAGAAGACCCCUGCCCGCAGGAGCCACCCCGGGCUCGGCAGCUGGAGGGUGACUUCCCAGCCCUGCAUCCCCCCCAGGAGGAUGCUCACCGGUCCUUUUUCCUGCCCAGCCAGUGCCAGGGCCUCGCGGGACCACCCGGGCAGCCGAAACAACGUCACUUGCUGAUGAAUGGGUUGUGCCCCCACAGCCCUGACUCUGCUCCACACCUUCUCCCCAGCAGCAGCCCCAGCCCGUGGCAGGACUAUGUUUCCCCACUCCUGGGGUCCCCAGCUCAGCCUGGUUUUUAUGGCAUCAGCCAAGACUGGGUCUCCCAGCACCAGGGCUGCUUGGGUCCAGGGCCCGGCGUGCCGACAGUACACUUUAACCUGAACGGAUUAUGCAGCAUGGAAACUGCGAGCAGCAUAGGGUCACAGGAAGAGAUAGCUCCAUGCUCCAUUUUUUUCCCCUCCUCUUCAUACCAGCUUAUUCCCGAGAAGCAGCUGAGCCCCGUUCCCUCUGUGCCCCAGCACCCUUUCCCGAGCUCAGCUGCAGGGCACUUUGGGAGCAUCAGCAGCCCACUGGAGACCCCCGUGAACUCCUACGGGACCUACACCUCCGUGCUGAGCCAGGAGAGCAGGCACAGGCCCGAAAGUGUCUGUAUUUUGCCCAUGGGACUCCCCAGAGACCGCCUGGUGCUGGGGGGGAGCCUGGCUCCCCCCCGCCAGCUGCACCCCAGGGCAGAACCGCUGCCAGAUCACCCUCAUGCCUCCAGCGGUGACUUCUGCCUCUAGGAGAGAAAAAGUGGAAUGGACAAAGCAGGACUAUUCCCUGGGGAAGGAGCUGCCUUCAAGUUGCAGAUGACAAACCUUCCCCUUGCCGCACGUGUCCUGCCAUUGCUCUUGAAGUUGGUUGAUUCGGCUCAGCUGUUUUUUGUUUUGUUUUGUUUUAUUUUAAUUUUUUUUUUAUUUACUUCCCACCAUCCUGCCCCUGCUGAGGCUCCAUGUGCUGGUCCCGUGGUGGUGUCCCUGGCCUGGAGAGGGCUGUAGCAGGCAGCAGAGCUGGACGGGGAAAUUUCCCCAGGACAUGGGAACAAGUUGGGCUGCAGUGUGGGUCAGCCAGCACAUGCAGCCUCAUUUUUAUUUCAUGGUGUUCAUGAGUUGUGUGGCUCUUGGUCAGCUGGAGGAUCUCUUGGUCAGUUGGAGGAUGUGUCACUUGCCGUCUCAUCCUGCCCACCCGACCUCUUUGCUCUUGUUUCCCUGGCGGGGUGAGGGUCUGCCCAUCCUGCCUGCACAUCGUACUGAGAGUCAACUUUGAGAUGUUUGGGCCUUUUAUGGUUGCUGCUGUCUUUCAAAUGGCAUUUGGAGAGUAACUGUUGCUCUGGAAGGAAAACAAGGAUUGCUCUCUAUCCCCAUCCAGGCUGCUGUGUUGAAGGUAUGAUGUUCAUGUGGCAAAUCCCACACUUUGACAUGAAGCCAGUGGAACAAGCUCUCCAUCACACCACUCUUCACAAUUCUACUGUUAACUGAGUGCGUUUUUGGGGGCAUUUUGCCAGGCUUUUGGAAACCCAGGCUGCUUCCAUGGCUGUCACUUGGCUCUCGUGGUUCAGCAGUCCCUGGCAGUGCCUGUGCAAGGCAGCCCUCGCCCCGAAGGACAGGCAGGUUUCUGAUGGCUGAUGUCCUCCAGCUCCACCAAAGCUUUGCAGUUACAUGCAUGAUCCAACACAAAUGCAAAACUCGUGUGCCCAAAAAAAAAAAAAAAAAAAAAAAGAUAGGAAAGGUUUUCACCUCUGGUAUUAAAUUUCCCACCAUCUCAGCAAGGCACCUGUGGCUAUGGCCACAUUGUACUGAUGUUGCCUGUUUUAUAAAAAAAAAGUGAAUCCUGACUUGUGUUUUUGUGUUGUACUGGUCCUUCCCCACCCCAGGUUUCCCUGUGUCCCAAAUGUUCCCAUUUGACAGGAUCCAGAUUAGAGCUCCUGUAGCGAACACCCUGGGUUUUCCUGUGCUGGAUGUGAUGUGCCCAGGUUGGCUGGUAAGCAGUUUUUUCUCCCGGGUGAUGAGGUCUGAAGUACCUGAAUAGGAAGCGAGGGUCAUUCUCAAACAGCAGGAACAGGCUGGCAUAUAAGCAUCUGUGCCUGAAAAGACGGUAGAGAAGUAGUGGAGCUGUCUGACCUAAAGAGAAAAUUUCAGAUUUACUGUAAAAAAAAAAAAAGUUUUCAGUAAGAUAAAGAAAUAAGUAUAAUGAUACUUAAUUUUAAGUACUGAUAGAGUCAUAUUUUCCCACAGAAAAUAAAUACAGCUCAUGCUUAUGUAUAUAAUGUGAGUUGAAAGAUUUAUUUUUAUGCCACUCCAGUGGAAGGGGAAAAAAACCCUCUUACCUUCCCAAAGUACCAUCCUAUGGAAUGGGGCAAAGAGGCUGUUUAGAAGAUCAGAAAUACAACGACCCCUUAAGAAACCUGACAAAGCAUCAUCCCUCCUCC